UGACGUGAUGACCGAGGCGCUCACUUUCUUCCCCUGGUGUCGUCGUUAGGAUACAGCGGCACCGAGGCGCAUCCACAGACACACAGAACUCCAACUAAAUCUCAGUUUAGCUGGAUUUUAUCAUUUUUCUGCCGAAUUUCAUCAGUUCGUCGCUUCUACAGAGCUGCUCACAGAAACAUGGACCUGCUGCCAGACUUAUGGAGGCAGGACUACUGGCUUCCUCCUGGUGUGACCUGGAGAGACAUGGAGCAGCUGGCAGACUCUGACCGGCCUCGACCCCAGGACCUUCUCGUAGCCCUGCCCCUCGCUCUGGGCUUUGUUGCUCUGCGCUACGUGUUUGAGAGGUUUUUUGCCCCACCCAUGGGCAGAUUCCUGGGGGUAAAGAAUAGAUUGCAGGUGACUGCUGCCCCCUCCCCGAAGCUGGAGUCAUUUUACACCCAGAGGAGCAGACAGCCGACACAGAGUGAAAUUAUUAGUUUGAUGGUGUCGUGUGGCAAAACCCAGAGACAGAUUGAGACCUGGUUCAGACUCCGAAGGAACCAAGACAGGCCCUGUCAAACCAGGAAGUUUGGUGAAGCUGCUUGGAGGUUCUUUUUCUACCUCACUGCCUUCAUGGCUGGAUUGUCCUGUUUAAUUGAUAGACCCUGGUUCUGGGACCACAGGGAAUGUUGGAGGCAGUAUCCAGUUCAGCGCAUGGAGAGAGCUCACUACUGGUAUUACAUGCUGGAGUUGGGAUUUUAUGGCUCUCUGCUCCUCCGGAUCUCUGUAGACAUCAAGAGGAAGGAUUUUAAGGAACAAGUGGUACACCAUUUGGCUACUAUCUUCCUGCUCAGUUUCUCUUAUUGUGCCAACUACAUUCGUAUUGGCACCUUGGUCAUGUUGCUUCAUGAUUCAUCUGACAUUCUGCUGGAGUCGGCAAAGAUGUUCAACUAUGGCACUGGCUGGAGGAAAACGUGUGACACGCUGUUUGUUGUGUUUGCUGUGGUUUUCCUUGUGACUCGACUGCUGAUUUUCCCCACCAAAAUCAUUCGCACCACCCUGGUACUGUCCAUGGAGGUAUUUGAGCCCUUUGCUGGCUACUACUUUUUUAACAUCCUGCUGAUGGUGCUGCAAGGUCUUCACAUCUUCUGGGCGGGCUUAAUCAUUCGCAUGGUCUAUAAGUUCCUGAAAGGCAAGCUGGAAAAAGAUGAACGCAGUGAUGAAGAGAGUGAAAUUGAAGAGGAAGAGUUGGACAAAGGGGGAGAGGAAAAUAUGGAUCACGGAGAUCGUUACUGGGAGAAAAGUAAAGACACUCUUAACUCCAAACUAUCGAUGCUGACAAACAGUUGUGUCCUUAAUAACUUGACCAACCACAGGUCCUCAGUCGCUGAUAGAAUGCGUAAGGCUCAGUAAAGACCGCUUUUCCGUAAAGUUCCAGUUUCAGACAUUGUUUUAUUUCGGAUUGUAAAACGGGUGUGAUUGAUAACCCUCUUUACCCCAGUUCCUGUGUGCUGAUGAAACUGAGGCCUACUAUUCACCAAGUAAAGAGGUGAGAGUUUAUUUAUCAAUCCUCACAUAACAUCUGUCAUAGCAGAGGAUGGUUUCGAUCCAUCGACCUCUGGGUUAUGGGCCCAGCACGCUUCCGCUGCGCCACUCUGCUACAUGCUAUCAAAUCACUCCUUCCUUCCUGUCUUCGGUAGCACACACAAUACCCCUUUAUGAUGCUUUUUUUUUGUGGACAUAGACAGCAGUCUGUGGGAAGAAAAAUAAGGCAAUCGUGUGAAUGUCCAGUGCAUACUAAUGUACACAGUAGCCUACACCUCAGACUAGUACUAUGUACAGACAGUUUUUUAUUUGGCAGGUUUACUCAGAGGAUGUUUGAAAAAGAGAAAAAGUCACUAUUAACUAGGAAAUACAACAAUAGCAAAGAUGCACACUAAGUAUGUUUAUGUAAGUCCAAUAUAGACAGAUAUGCUCUUUUAAUAUUGUAAAAUAGCUUUUUCUUGAUAAAUUGUAACACACUUACAGCUGACACUGAAAGGCUGAAAAUAAAGUGAUCUUUUAGUCUUUCAGA
Acanthochromis polyacanthus (spiny chromis) is the source of this 2053-nucleotide messenger RNA. Its product is annotated as ceramide synthase 2-like. The coding region runs from base 178 to 1392 and encodes 404 amino acids. Gene Ontology annotation, cellular component: membrane. Lineage: Eukaryota; Metazoa; Chordata; Actinopteri; Pomacentridae. The transcript is spliced from 11 exons. Gene Ontology annotation, biological process: ceramide biosynthetic process. Gene Ontology annotation, molecular function: DNA binding; sphingosine N-acyltransferase activity. The record is from RefSeq and is a predicted model, not a curated record.